AUGAACACAAUCAGAUCUACCUGGGUGGGCUGGGGCACUCUUUGUGUCGCCGGUGGCGGCGCUUACUACUUCGCAAAGCAAUCCAUCAACGCCGACCGCCAAUCCCGAUUCGACGCCGAGAUCAAGCGUAAAGCCCAGAUGAAGGCUAUGGAAGAGGAACACAAGCGGCAGACACUUUACACCCCGGGGCCUACCCCAAGCGACGAUGCCAGCUUAAAGCGAGCAAACAUGACUCGGCUUCAGAAUACCGCCGACGACGUCGCCUCUCCGAGUACCGAAGCCUCCCAUGACCCCGCACCCACUCGUCACGAACCCUUGACUGAGGCCGACCGUGUUCUGGAGAAAGGGAAAUACGAAACAUCGACCCCGUACCGACCUCCGACCGGCAAUCGGUUUAGCUGA
Messenger RNA from Penicillium nucicola, 402 nucleotides. RefSeq lists its product as uncharacterized. The transcript is spliced from 4 exons. The coding region runs from base 1 to 402 and encodes 133 amino acids. The record is from RefSeq and is a predicted model, not a curated record. Lineage: Eukaryota; Fungi; Ascomycota; Eurotiomycetes; Eurotiales; Aspergillaceae.